Molecule: messenger RNA, 1946 nt
Organism: Cherax quadricarinatus
Lineage: Eukaryota; Metazoa; Arthropoda; Malacostraca; Decapoda; Parastacidae
Product: endoglucanase A-like
Biological process (GO): carbohydrate metabolic process
Molecular function (GO): hydrolase activity, hydrolyzing O-glycosyl compounds
Source: RefSeq, a predicted model, not a curated record
GUGGCUAUAUAAGUGUUGAAACAGUUGCCUUCUGCACCAGUUUGUCUCAAACCGUAGAGAUGAUCAGAGUCCUCGUUCAGACUAUCCUGCUUGGAGUGGCCAGCUUGGCCCUUCUACAGACAGGAGUGGCGGCUCAGUGUGAUGCUCUCACCAUCAUCACAGAAACACAGAACAGCUAUGAUGGUAACUUCACUUCAGAGACUCUCAUCCCUAUCAAUGGUCUCGACGUUGUCAUCACCUUCGACAGCCCCGUCGAUAACUUGGCUUAUUGGGAUGGCGGCGUGGAAAAGAUAGACGACACUCACUUCAGAAUCACUAAUCAGAAGUUCUUUGAGACGGGCAGCUACGUGAGCGUUCACUUUCAGGCGCAUUACCAGGAAGGCACCAGACCGAACGUCGUUUCGAUCACUCUGAAUGGCCAAGAGGCGUGUGAUGGGUCGUUGCAGUGGACUACAGUGACGCCUUUCACUAAUCCAUGUGCGGCCACAGGCAUGGGGAAAUAUGAUUACUCUCAGGUUCUGUGUAUGUCCAUCCUGUUCUACGAGGCUCAGCGAUCUGGUCAUCUGCCUGAAGAUCAACGAGUUACUCCAUGGCGGUGGGACUCAGCCUUGGACGAUGGCUCUGAUGUGGGUCAUGACCUUACUGGCGGUUAUUAUGACGCUGGUGACCACGUCAAGUUCGGCUUCCCAAUGGCCUACACAGCCACCGUCCUGGCCUGGGGACUCAUAGACUUUGCUGAAGGUUAUGAGAAAGCUGGUCAAACUGAAUAUGGUCGUGCUGCUGUCAAGUGGGCUACCGACUACUUCCUCAAGGCCCACACUGCUGAAUAUGAAUUAUACGGCCAGGUGGGAGAUGGAGAUAUUGACCACACUUUCUGGGGUCGACCUGAGGACAUGCAUAUGGAGCGACCCUCCAUGAAGAUUGACAGGAGUGCCCCAGGAACUGAACUGGCUUGUGAGACUGCUGCUGCCCUUGCUGCCGCGUCUAUUGUCUUCAAGGACGUUGACUCCGCCUAUGCGGCCGAGAUGUUGGACGUUGCCAAGGAGCUCUAUGCUUUCGGAGACGAAUACCGCCUCGAGUACCACGAAUCUAUCACCGACGCUAUCAACUUCUACAGGUCGUGGAGCGGGUACGGAGAUGAGCUGCUGUGGGGAGCGCUGUGGCUGUACCGAGCUACAGAAGAUGCCACCUACCUCACCAAGGCUCAGGCAGCCUGGGAUGAGUUUACUCUGGGCGAGGGCGCACUACAGUUCUCCUGGGAUGACAAGAAGGCCGGCGCUUAUGCUCUGGGCUCACUGGUAGACCCCAGCAAUACCAUAUACGAGGAAGCCUUAAAGGCGUUCCUUUCUUACCUGAAGACUGAGGCUCAGUACACCCCAGGUGGUCUUGUCUACCUGGACGCUUGGGGCUCCAACCGUCACGCUGCUAACGUUGCCUUCCUCUCUCUCUUUGCAGCCAAGUAUGGAGACCCAGCAGAUGCAGCCGCUAACACGGAGUGGGCUACAGGCCAGCUCGGAUACAUCCUGGGUGACUUCGGACACUCCUUCGUCGUGGUAGGUGUAGACCGUCCCACACGUCCCCACCACCGCUCCGGCUCGUGCCCGAUUCCUCCACAGUCUUGUUUGAAAGACAACUGGGGUCAGAGCCAGCCAGGUCCCAACCCUCACACUCUCUACGGCGCUCUCGUCGGUGGUCCUGACGGGAAUGACGGCUACACCGACGUGCGCACAGACUACCAGCACAACGAGGUUGCUUGUGACUACAACGCUGCCUUCAGUGGAGCUCUGGCAGCUAUGGUAGAGAUCAGCUAGACGACGCUCUCCUCUCCCAUGAAACUAGCUGAUAAUGUUACAUUAUAGAUUCAGUUGGUUUCCAUGAUGUUCACAUUGCACUACAUUUCUAAAACAUAUAUAUUCUAUAUUUAAUAAUAAUAUAAUAUAAUAUAA